CGCUUCGUUCUUUCUCUUUGAACCGUCCGUGAAGAAGGUGCGUCGGGAGCGCAAGUGCUCUAGGGAAGUUUUAUUUUUAAACAUAAUUGUGAGGUUAGGGUAUCCAUUAGAGGAUACAAGUUAACAAAAAACGUUCCGUAGCAUUAUUUUGGUGCUGCUGGUUUGAGUACACCUGCCUUGCGAACAGUAUUUCAGUGUGCGCGUCUCCGGGCUAAGCAAACCCCCGUACAAACUUUCUGUGGAGUUCGAUUUUUGUUUCACUCCACGCGCGCGCGUCCGAACACGUUCCGGGUGUGUCUCUGUGUGUGAGUGUGAGUGAGUGUGUGCUCGGGAGUGCGAGAUCUUCAAGGGAAGGGUGUUGAACGCGCCGCUCUCGUAGGCCUUUUUGCGCGAAACAAAAUGGCAGACACACAGGAAACGGAAGUUGUGAACGGUGGGGCGGCGGCGGCAACGGCGGCGACGGUGGCCCCAACGACGGCCCAAGAGAAUCAAGAAAACAGUACCAAUCAGCCUCAACAGACGGAACAGCAAGCUGCUGCUGCUGCUGCUGCGCCGGCAGCACCGGCAGCGGCUGCGUCCGGAAACGGUAAUUCCGAAGCUACCAACACGAACGGUAAUACGGAAAAUCACACCACCGCCACUACCACAACCACCACCACCACCACCACCGCUGCAGCCACCGCAACCGUGCGCGAUGAUGACAGAAAAUUAUUCGUUGGUGGACUGAGUUGGGAAACAUCAGACAAGGAACUGAAGGAACACUUCAGCCAGUACGGUGACAUCGAGAGCAUCAAUGUGAAGACGGACCCGAACACUGGCCGCUCGCGCGGCUUCGCAUUUAUCGUCUACAAGAGCGCGGACUCGAUCGAUAAGGUCGUGGCGGUUAGCGAGCAUGUGAUCAACAACAAGAAGGUCGACCCGAAGAAGGCGAAGGCCCGGUACGGCAAGAUCUUCGUCGGCGGGCUGACCUCGGAGAUCAGCGACGAGGAAAUUAAAACCUUCUUCGGCCAGUUCGGAAAUAUCGUGGAGGUAGAAAUGCCAUUCGACAAGCAGAAGAACCAGCGCAAGGGCUUCUGCUUCAUCACGUUCGACUCCGAGCAGGUGGUGAACGAGCUGCUCAAGACGCCCAAGCAAACCAUCUCCGGCAAGGAGGUGGACGUGAAGAAGGCAACGCCGAAACCGGAAAACAUGGGCCCGAUGGGUCCAAUGGGUGGACGGGGCGGUAUGCGCGGUCCGCCGCCGCGCGGCAUGCGUGGCGGUCGCGGCGGUCCAGGCGGUCCGAAGGGCGGAUACGGACAAGGAUGGGGCGGCCAAGGCUACGGCGGUUACGGCUACGGACAAGGAUACGGCGGUGGUUAUGGUGAUUAUGGUUACGAUUACUUAGCCAGAUGGUAUGGAGGCUACAAUAACGGUGGUUACGAUUUGUCCGGCGGCUAUUACGGCGACGACUAUGGCUAUGGAGGCUACGAUGGUGGCUACAUGAACGGUGGCGGCCGUCCAGGAGGUCCAAGAGGAGGCAAAGGCGCCGGUGCAUACGGCGGUGGAAAGCAGCGAGGCAACAGUGGUGGUCGCCAACAGCGUCACGCGCCCUACUAAAGAAGCGCUUUGGAUGCUUUCUUCUACCAUACAUACUCUCUCACCAUCCACAAACCAAAAACGAAACAACAACAACAAAAAC
Messenger RNA from Anopheles gambiae (African malaria mosquito), 1678 nucleotides. RefSeq names its product RNA-binding protein squid. The coding region runs from base 400 to 1596 and encodes 398 amino acids. Gene Ontology annotation, cellular component: nucleoplasm. The record is from RefSeq and is a predicted model, not a curated record. Gene Ontology annotation, biological process: regulation of gene expression. Lineage: Eukaryota; Metazoa; Arthropoda; Insecta; Diptera; Culicidae. Gene Ontology annotation, molecular function: RNA binding. The transcript is spliced from 7 exons.